AUGUUAGCCUCUAUCAUCACCCACGUCUUGGUUCUGUUCAUUGGGAUUCACUUCAGGCGGUUGUCGAGCUACCUUGUUGAUCACCUUUGUUACGCUCGGCUUUGGAAGUCACGCUUCUCGUACUCCAAAAGUGGCAAUGCCACCUCUGUUGACGCGCUGGCAAACAUCAAGGUUGAGCUUCUGGACAGGUACCAAGUCGAGGUAAAACACCCCCAAGGAACAUGGCAGAGACAGGCGUAUGACGACUUUGUCGGGGCCCUGACCAACCCGGCCAAGAAAUUCCCUUGCAUAUACGGGACCAAAGGAUUCAAGGCGAACGAACUCGACUUUGUCUUUCUCGACUCGGAGGAGCUCGGCAACAUGGCGACAUCCAAACAAGGCGCAAGGGCGAUACUCGAAUACCACAAGAUACUCGACAGCCGAGGCCGCAACAUCUCGCUCGUGAUGCUGUGCCCGCCUCCCAAGCGGGAGCGCACCGUGCAAGAGUACCACGACACGUUUUGGUCGUUCCUCCACCGCUUGAGGCAACUGGACCCCAAGCCUUGGCCGGCCAAGAUCCCACGCAACACCGGGCACGUCAAGUGGUGCAUGAACUUUGACGGCAUCGAGGCCUUCUUCGCCGUCCUGACGCCGGCGCACAGGCAGCGCCUCUCCCGCCACGCCCCGAACUUUGCCAUGGUCUAUCAGCCCCGAUACAUCUUCGACAUCGUCUUCAAGAAUGCCCGUUACCGCGAGUCCGCCACCAAGAUGAUCCGCGGCUUGGUCGACCAGUACGACCAAAUCCCUCACAGUCCCGAGAUCAGCGAUUAUGGCUUGCCGGGCUCCACCGAAAGCCGUCAGUACUUUCUGCUGGAUGAGAAUGUACCGUCAAAAUGUCCAUAUAAAACCCUGGAUGACCAAGAAGCGGAGGAUUGA
Molecule: messenger RNA, 915 nt
Organism: Pyricularia grisea
Lineage: Eukaryota; Fungi; Ascomycota; Sordariomycetes; Magnaporthales; Pyriculariaceae
Exons: 2
Coding region: 1-915 (304 amino acids)
Source: RefSeq, a predicted model, not a curated record